Eimeria necatrix is the source of this 717-nucleotide messenger RNA. RefSeq lists its product as hypothetical. The transcript has 6 exons. Bases 1 to 717 code for a protein of 238 amino acids. The record is from RefSeq and is a predicted model, not a curated record. NCBI's taxonomy places the organism in Eukaryota, Apicomplexa, Conoidasida, Eucoccidiorida, Eimeriidae.
AUGAAGGCGCUGGCCAAGGCUAAGAAGGGAAGCAAAAAGGAGGGGGGCCCCCAGGGCUUGGGGGCCCCCAGGGGCCCCGGGGAAGGGGCAGGGGGGCCCCCCAAAAAGGGUACAGGGGCCCCCAAAAAGGGCGGGGGCCCCCCAAAAAAGGGUUCAGGGGCCCCCGGCGUUUCUGCUGCUGCUGCUGCAGCAGCCGAGGCCAAAAGGAGACACGAAGAAGAGGAGGAGUCGGGGGCCUCCACAGCGAGCGACGCAUGGGAAAGUGAAGAAGAAGGAGAAGAAGGCGAAGAAAAGCUGCAGAUUUUUUCGGAGGCAGAGAGCAGCGCGGAAGAAGAGCCUGAGGGUUCUGUGGAGUCUUCUGAAGACGAGAGCGAGGAGGGCCCCCCGGGGCCCCCGGGCGGAGGGGACUCUUCAGAUUCAGAAGAAGAACAAGCUGAGGCCUACGUGUCUGGAGCUGAAGUGCGGCAGCUGCCGCUGGUGGACUUGGAAGCAGUUAAGGCCCGCAUGGAGAAUACCGUUCGAACCCAAACUGCACCACGGGGGGCCCCCGGGGCGCCCCCAGGGGGCCCCCAGGGGGCCCCCAGGGGGCGCCCCAGGGGGCCCCCAGGGGGCCCCCAGGGGGCCCCCAGGGGGGGCCCCAGGGGGCCCCCAGGGGGCCCCCAGGGGGCCCCCGGGGGCCCCAGGGGGGUUCCCCUCUUUCUAGGAGGCACCCCUUGA